Molecule: messenger RNA, 2295 nt
Organism: Syzygium oleosum
Lineage: Eukaryota; Viridiplantae; Streptophyta; Magnoliopsida; Myrtales; Myrtaceae
Product: protein SINE1-like
Exons: 3
Coding region: 371-2194 (607 amino acids)
Cellular component (GO): microtubule
Molecular function (GO): microtubule binding
Source: RefSeq, a predicted model, not a curated record
UCUCUCUCUCUCAAUUCUGCUGCUACAUUCCCAUAUUCAUUCAUUUCACUGACCCAGAAAAGGAAACUCAUCCGAUUGUCUCUUAAAUCUCGCUUCUUAUCAAUCUUGUGCUUUAAUAUCUCUUUGGCAGAACCCCAAGCCCACCAAACAUUCCCGGAUCUUGGUUGUGCCACUCUUUUCUUGAAGAGAAUUUCCAAGUCGCGGGCUCUGUUCUCUUUCAAGUUUUCAUUUUUCUCCGUCUUCUUUCGAACUCUCGGAGUGGGAAAGAAGCUGCUGCAGCCAUUGCUUCCUAGAUCUCAAGGGAGCCGAGUUGUCGCCCCCAGGAAGCUGCGAAAGGAGGAACCUUUUUGGCUGGUUUUGGCUGGUGAAAAUGGGUAGAAAUCUUAGCCCCGCACUGCGUAGAGAAUUGGCAAACCUGGAUAAAGAUGCUGACAGCCGUAAAUCGGCGAUGAAAGCGCUUAAAACAUAUGUGAAGGACCUGGACUCAAAGGCGAUCCCUUUAUUUCUGGAGCAAGUUUCUGAAACCAAGGAAACAGGCUCUUUAUCCGGAGAAUACACAAUUUCGCUUUAUGAAGUUCUUGCUCGUGUUCAUGGCGUCAACAUUGUUCCUCAGAUAGAUAGCAUCCUGGCAACUAUUGUGAAAACUUUGGCUUCAAGUGCAGGGUCUUUCCCUCUCCAACAAGCCUGCUCAAGGGUAGUUCCCGCUAUUGCGAGAUACGGGAUAGAUCCAACCACUCCAGAGAACAAGAAGAGGCAUAUCAUUCACUCCUUGUGUAAGCCUCUUGCAGAGUCUCUUUUGGGUUCUCAAGAAAGCUUAACCUCAGGGGCUGCGCUUUGCUUAAAGGCUCUGGUGGAUGCGGAUAAUUGGAGGUACGCUUCGGAUGAUAUGGUCAACAAGGUUUGUCAGAAUGUUGCUGUGGCUUUGGAGGAGAAGUCCACUCAGUCCAAUUCACACAUGGCUUUGGUUAUGGCUUUAGCCAAGCACAAUUCCUUAAUAGUUGAAGCUUAUGCAAGGCUCUUAGUACGAUCAGCAAUGAAGAUCUUGCAAGCUGGACUAUCAGAGGCAAAUUCUCAGAAACGUUUAUCAGCAAUUCAAAUGGUGAAUUUCCUGAUGAAGUGGUUGGAUCCUAGGAGUAUAUUUUCAGAGCUGCAGUUGAUAAUUGAGGAGAUGGAGAAGUGCCAGUCCGAUCAGAUGGCUUUUGUAAGGGGAGCAGCUUUUGAAACUCUACAAACUGCUAGGAGAAUCGCCACAGAGAGAGGGUUAAUAUUUGAAAAACGUUCGAGUUCAGUGAAUGAGUCCAUUGGCAGGAGAGAUGAAAAUCAGGGGAGAAAUUUAUGGAGUUCAGGAGAUGCUUCAUCUGCUUCCACCCCAGAAUCUCAGACGCUUGAUUUUAAUUUCGAAUAUGAUUCUCUGCUUGAGUCACCUCUCUCUUCCCAGGUCUCGUCUGAUUUGACCUACGAUAGGCAGAGUGUCCAUCGGAGACUAUGGAGAUAUGAAAAUGGAGGGGUGGAUAUUUCUCUCAAAGACGGCUUGUUCUCAGAGUUGUCUAACGGAAAUGGCCUUUCCAGUAGAAGUGUCGAGGGAACUCCCACUAGGCAACAGGAGUACAAUGCCAAUGAAGGAGAUGAUGUAAAUGAUUUCAUAGGAUUCCAGCCAAGAAGUCCAAGAUAUGGAGUAGCACAACGAAGCCCUACUCCUAGUCCCCAGAGGUCAAGAUCCCCCAUCAAUGUUGACAAUAUUAAAAUCUUCACUACCCCGAGGAAGCUCAUCCACUCUCUUCAGGAUCCAAGUGAUGUGGAAUCUGACAUGACACGGAAAAGCCUCGGAAGGUUUAGAAGUCCAUGUUCAAGCGUAGAUGAGUGGAGUCCUGUGAGGAACUUUGACCAGGGUUGCUUGAUAGAUGAUCCCCAUGAUGCCAAAGAGAAGGAAAACUCUGAAGAUGGUGCUGAGCAGCAGUUUCAGGGUGGAUCUGAAUCUCUCUCAUCAGCGGAAAACAUUGCUGCAUAUCUAGAAAAGUUGGUGCCAAACACAGGGACGCUGCUAGAUGAAACCAAAACUCCGACCCUCGGCACCAGAAAGGCUGGAAGAAGAACGGCCUUCAAACUGAUUUGCAGCAUACUCUUUGUUUUACUCGCGAUAUUCUGUUCUUUACAGUAUAAUGAUCAUGAAUAUCGCCAUCUUGUUCCGACUUAGAUGUCUUGUUAGAUCUAGGAUCUUGGGGUACAAUUUUCAUGUAGGGGAAACGUUGUAUUGCUUGCUUUUCUAGUCACAGUAUCCUUGGUGAAGCAUUUCAA